GGGCUCCCCUUGGUGGCGGGGUCCUAACUAACUUGGGUCCUUGGUCAACGUGGGAGACGCGAAAAUGAGAAGUUGUUUUGAACCUGAUUAGGAUUGGGGAUAUUGAGAUAUGGUCGUCAGUUUUCAUUAAAUCAGGUCACGGCCGGGUGUGUUUCGGUGGAUUUAGUUUUACCAUGAUGCCAGGGGACAGUCAGUCGAAAACGGUCGCAAUCGCCGCGGACGCGACGGUUGGAAACUGUCAAAACUGCUCUGUUUUGCACCAGAGCCUCACAGAAUACGUCUCGUCGUUUUUGGCACUGAAACAGAAGAUAACGGUUUCCGAUGACACAAUCAGACUUCAGCAGCAGCUGGAAGAGCUGCAGGUCCGGCUGGUUACUCUGCAGAAAAAGACGGCGGACUAUGAGUCGUUGCAAGCAGAACUGGAAGAAAAGAGGGACUCACUUAAAGCAUAUGGAAAGCUGUCUGAAGCAACGGAAACCCUGAAGCAGGAAAAUCAAAAGGCUAUGGCAGAGAAUAAGAAGCUUGAAGAGCAGCUGAAGAGUAUCAAAGAUUUGACAGAAGCGCAGUCACUUGAAAAUGCUCAGGUGAAGAGGGAAAAGGCUGUUGUUGAAAACGAUUUGCUAAAAACUCAGGCUGCUCUUAAGGAGUAUGGACAACUGUCAGAAGUGGUGGAAAAACUGAAGGAGGAAAACAGCAAGACAGUGGCAGAGAAUAAGAAACUUGAGGACCAGCUAAAGUCCGUGAAAGAUUUGACAGAAUCGCACACUCUCGAAAAUGCACAGCUGAAGAGGGAAAAGGCUGUGGUUGAAAAUGAUUUGCUGUUCACUCAGGCAUCUUUGAAGAAAUCUCAGGCACAAGCAGAUGAAGUUCCAAAGCUGAUGGAGGAGAAUGCCAAGUUGGCAAGCAUAAAGGACACCCUUGAAAAUAAAGUUCGGCUGCUGGAAGACUCACUAUGCAAACAGAACCAUGAAAUAUCCCAACAGACCACAAAGAUGAUCCUGCUAGAGAGAAAUAUUUAUGACCUUCAGGUGAGGCUGAGGAAAAUGGAAAGAGAAAGGAGUAAAGAAUAUAGGAGCGCAACAACUCAAGCAAGUGCACCUGUGGAGCCUAAAGUUGACAAAAAAAAGUUCCGGAUGCUGCUGGAAAAUUUGUGGGAAUGCGUAGAGCCAGAACAGGAGCAGUCAACAAACCCAUGGCACUUUUCAGAAUCUGGUCACAAGCAAGUUCUAUCCUCCUCUCCAGAAAACGGACCACACCCCCGUCCCACUGGAAUGUUCCCAUCUGCUUCUUCAAAGAUCAGGGAAUCCCACAGUAACAAAAAACAGACAAAGGCCACUUCAGUGGAAUUAAAAUCCCCUCCAAUGGAAUUAAAAUCCCCUCCUCAGGCACAGAAUGCUAUCCAGCUCCAAGAGUCACUUCAGUGCUCAAGUCGCAAGAAACGAAAAGACAAGAGGAAAGAGUCACCCAAGGAGAACAAAACUAAUGAGUCGUUUGCUGAAACGGACAGCUUUACAGUGUCUCUUGAGGAGAUAAUGGAAUUAUUUAAACCCAUUGGUCCCUGCAUAUCUCCACUACCAGAUUUGGACUACGUGGUCCCCUCCAUGGACAUAGAUGAUGAAGAAAAGGGAGACCCUCCUGAACCCUCUUUGGACUCUUCUCCUCUCCCACGAAAGGAGCCUGUGAGCAUCACAACAUCCCUCUCGGCAAAGAAGAGUCCAAAAUCUUGUGCACUUCCAACAGAAGCGAGUGUGGACAUGCUGGAAGUCACAGCGCAGGAAGGGGAACACAUUUCCAAUCAAACAGACUCAGAAGACAUGGAACAAACUAGUGGCAAGGCUGGAAUGAAGGACAAUACCAGUACAGACGAUGGAAAAAUGGAACUUCAAAAUGAAAUACCAUCAACUUCUUCCAGAUCUGACGUUGCACUCUUGGUUGAGGUUAUCCCAUUGACUGGCAAUACUAAUAGCGUCAUCUCUGAAUCUCAAAAUAUUUCAGGAGAGGCAAAGGAAGAUCUGCCAGAGAUGGUUACAACGGCGGAUGUAGACAUAAGCAGUAGUGAUGUGACUGAUGCUAAAAAAGUCACUCGUGAAGACGACGAAACGGCUAGGGGAAGUGAUGCCGCUGUAAUCUGUGAAGCAGCAGAUGCAGAACUAGUUGCUUUUUCAACACCCACUGGCUCACUGACUGAUACCACAGACCCAACGGAAAAAAAUAAUCAUGAUUCUCGUUUAGAACCGGACAGUCAAGACGUUACUGAAUUUAACUCGCAUGAGGAGAUUGCAGUGUCUAUCUGUAAAGACUCAGAAAUGCCCAAACCGUCCCACUGUUCAUUAAGCAGCACUGAUGGCAUCAGUAGUGUCUCACAUAAUGAUUUUGAAGAGAGACUGGAAAAUGAUGAACGCAUUAACCUGCCAGAGGAAGAUGGGAUUGCAGCUCAAGGGCCUGGAGGAGUUGACGUGACAGAUUCACCUUCUGGGUAUAUUGGUGAUAAUAAUCCACCGCCAGCUAAUGAGGCUUCUGUGUUGAAGGAGGAAGAUGGCGAGUCCCACGCUGACCAGGAACUUGAUUCAGCAAAUGUUGAAACUCCCUCAAAAACGGAUGUUGACGUGGAGACAGUGGACAGCCAAACAGUGCCUGAUUGCGGCCCUUCGCUUUCUGACUCCAGAGAGAUGAACAUUGUGAACAGUGACAUUUUGAAAGAAAAUACUCAUCCUGUUUGCAGUCAGGUGAGUGUCUUAUCAACUGUGCAAUCUCCUCCAAACCCAGAAAUGCAGAAUCAAGACAAAAGCACGCAACACCUUUCGAUGAAGGAAGAAACGUCAGUUCUCAGUUUUGAAGAAAGGGGUGACAUUGACAAGGAUAAUGCCACGGAAUUCUCUCAGGAUGGAAUAAAUGCAGGCACUACACAUGUGAUGAGACAGGAAGAGCCUACCCCAGCAGCAUGUUCAACCACAGCUCAGUCCGCAGAGUGUUUAGGCAACGCUCGCGAUGAGAUGGGUCCUCCGCUUCCUCCUCUCCUGACUCCUUUGAGCAAUUCUCCAAAGGCAGGCAAAUCGAUCAACCCAAGGCAGGCCAUCGGGAAGCUCUUGUUUCCCUCGCCCCUGGAUGGGUUGGCUUCCCCCACCACUCCUGUUCAAGCCCACCUGACACCCAACAGCCAUCAGCAGAGUUCUUCAUCCCUGAACAGUCCACUUCCUCUGAACGGAGUCCCCUCCUCGCCACUUCAGUUUGGCUCUGCCACCCCAAAACAUGCGGUGCCAGUGCCUGGUCGCCUGCCCGUGGUGGCAAUGAAUUCCUCCCAGUCAUCUUCAUCGCAGGAAAAUUCCAUGAGGAUUCUUGACACCAUGUAUCCAGAGCUUUCUGCUCGUGCCCGGACUCUGAGCAUUCUUAGAGGCAAUGUCGGUCUCAACAUUUGUUCAUCAGAGAGUGGAGCAUUAUCCACAACAACUGACUGUCAGAUGUCUGGCUUUAAGACCGUCAACUCCACUUCAACGGCCUUCACCAAGACCGACACAAGGGGAGAAAAAAGGUCUGCUGUCAGUCUGCUUCAGCAUAAAAUCAAAUGUCCCAGGCUUGACAGCUCCUCUGAGAGUAGUACUCAAAAGCUGAUGGCUACCGCCUCAACAAACAGUGUCUCCACAUCACCCCAGAACAUCAUUCCUCUCAAAAAUGAGACCAUCUCUCCUACCAUGGAAGCAGGAGAACCUGCUGGACAAACUCUCAUUGUUAACUCUUUAAAGAAAAUUGAAAGCCAGUGCUUUUGUCUGCUGCCUGUGAUCCAGGGGCACCUAUUCACAGGAUUGCUGCCCAAAAAGCCCAUUUUGAGAGAUGAGGAGAAGGAGGUCAUCGCUGAGAUUUGCCAAAGCAGCUUGGCCGAUGACAUGAUUGUAGCCAUUCUGAACAAGCUGAAAACUGAAAAGCAGGAGCUCAGCAGGAACUACUUGCAGGCCCUCUGUAGAGUCUACACAGGGAUCUGUAGGCAAAAGAGUUACCUGGAGAAGGCCCACAUCCUCGCCUACAGCAUCCUCGUGGAAGAUUUCCCUGAUUCUGUGAAGCUGAUUUUGUUUAUGGUGACAACAUGGCCCACAGUUCUCUCACACAGUAGUUCACUGUGUCAAGCCAUUCAUGCCAUCGUUAAACUGAAAGCACAAGAAGAGCUUCUUGGCGGCCUUUCAACAUUCCUCGGUUGGGAGAAGAGUCCUCCCUGCGACGUUGACCAGCUGAUCUCCAAAGUGCUCUCUGAGAUCCAGUCUGGGGCAAAUUUGUCUUUCACAAAACAUAGUCGCUACGGAGUGGACCUGGGAGCUGAGGCCUGGGAGCAUGUCUUCACACUGCACCUCCUUUGUUCACACAAGAAGUGGAAGUGGACCUAUGAAAACUUACUGGGCAAGGAGUUGUGGCCAUUGAUGAACACGUGGGUAACGCAGCCAAGAGAUCAACAAGAACCUGUCUCUGAUGCGUGUGUCGCCACCGUGCUCCGACUCAUAGGACUCCUUGGUCAGCUUGGACUUAGAGAGAGGUGUGUUUCCUCUGUGUUAACCGUUGCCAACGUCAUCAACGCUUUUGGAAGGCAUGGGCAGACCGAAGGUGUGCCAUGGGAUGUCCAGUUAGCAGCUGUCUACUGCAUCCACGACCUGUCUCCCUGCGACCCCAAACAAGCCCUGGAUGCUCUGGCAGGGUGGAGAGAGGAUACAUCUCAGAGCGUCCCUUCUGCUGUCACUAGCUGCAUUAACCAGUUGGCGUCUGUUUGCAGACAGGUCAAGAUGUGAAACUGUACAAACAAGCAGUCUGUACUAUUUUAGAGACGGGCCAGGUACCUCAGGUGUCUUCAUUUUAACUUACUGACUGGCAGCUGGCAUACAGUUGUUUCCCAUUUUGGCAAAUAAACCGUGACAGUUAUGUUUGUGCCGUUUAUAGUACCAGGUGAAUUCACAAGAACGUAUUGUCUUAAAAUGAACUAAAUUGUUAAGAUAAUUUACAACUUCUUAGACAACUGCUUUUUUUUAAGUGCACACAUUUUUUGUCACAUAAUCUCCAGUUCUUAUUUUUUAAGGAGGCAUAUAAAAUUUGUUGUUGUUUUUUUUUUUUUUUAAAUCGGCCACACCCUGCAGCCAAAUUAACUUCCUGCUUGUCUGCCAUACUCAGGUAUAGGUGUAAAAUAUUGUAAAAGAUGUUUAUAUGCUGUAAAUAUCCAUACAGAUGUGAAAGUAAAUAUUUUUGUACAGUCUCGGAGAUUUUUUUUGUGUUCUAAUUAAAAUGUCCACAUAACUGA
This is a messenger RNA of Mugil cephalus (flathead mullet), 5272 nucleotides long. It is a transcript of the gene ice1, whose product is annotated as KIAA0947-like (H. sapiens). The record is from RefSeq and is a predicted model, not a curated record. Bases 174 to 4769 code for a protein of 1531 amino acids. Lineage: Eukaryota; Metazoa; Chordata; Actinopteri; Mugiliformes; Mugilidae. The transcript has 23 exons.